This is a messenger RNA of Raphanus sativus (radish), 2537 nucleotides long. RefSeq names its product pentatricopeptide repeat-containing protein At5g24830. Bases 331 to 2109 code for a protein of 592 amino acids. The record is from RefSeq and is a predicted model, not a curated record. Gene Ontology annotation, molecular function: protein binding. NCBI's taxonomy places the organism in Eukaryota, Viridiplantae, Streptophyta, Magnoliopsida, Brassicales, Brassicaceae. The transcript is spliced from 5 exons.
GGCCGUGUGAAGAGCUGGGCCCAACAAAACACUAUUCGUUAAGGGCCACGGCCCAAAAUGAGCAAGAACCCUAGUUUUGCUCAAACGUGCCCAGAACGGACGAACAUCUCAGUUCAUAGAUUUUGAUGAUGAGGUCAUCUGCAAAUCUGUACGAUCAGGCUAAGUAAGAUUCGGAUGUGUGUUGUUUCACUGAAGUAAGAGCACAUCCGAAUGUGUGUUCUCUAAUUCGAUAGUGUAUAGCAAACAAAUCAAUCUCGAUUGUGUUCAUAUCCCAUCUUCCAGAUCAGAAAGUCUGUUUUUUUUUGUUACAAUAGCUUAUCUGCUUAAUCCAUGACUCUUCUCAUCUCUUGUGGGGAAGUUUCGUCUUCCCAAAUCACUGUGCUUCGCUUACUCAACCAAAGCGUUGACUUUUUAUUCGACAACGUCUCUAGGCUCCUUGCUCCUGUUUUCACCAACUUAAGGGACUUUGAAAUGCGUCUUUCUUGUAUUGAGCGUCCUCAGUUCACUCCUGGCGGUCGUUCUUAUUUGUCUAAUGAGAAUUGGGUUUCUGAUAGAAAGGGUUAUGACCAUAAGGGAGACCCUGAAGCUAACUUCAAUGCGCUGGAUUCGAUCUUGAAAAGUAGUUUGGAUCGUCUUGCUUCUUUAAGGGAGAGUGUAUGUCGGACUAAGAGCCUCAGGUACGAUGAGUCCGUAGCUAUCCACGCGUCUAUAAUGAGGGAUCUCUGUUUACAAGGGAAGCUGGACGCUGCUCUCUGGCUACGGAAGAAGCUGAUGCAGAGUGGGUUUAUUCCAGGUUUGAUCACGCACAAUCAGCUUUUGAAUGGGUUGUGUAAGUUAGGUAGUGUCGACAAGGCGGAUGGGCUUGUUAGAGAGAUGUGGGAGAUGGGUCCUUCUCCCAACUGUGUCUCUUACAACACUUAUAUCAAGGGUCUUUGCAGUGUUGACAAUGUAGAUAAAGCUCUGUAUCUCUUCAGCACUAUGAAUAAAUACGGUGUUAAGCCGAAUAGAGUGACUUGCAACAUACUGGUGCAUGCACUUUGCCAGAAAGGUCUUAUGGGUAACACAAAGCUUCUUGAAGAGAUUUUAGAUAGUAGCAGCCAGGCGAAUGCACCUUUGGAUAUAGUCACUUGCACCAUUCUGAUGGAUAGUUGUUUUAAGAAUGGGGAUGUGGUUCAAGCCCUUGGGGUUUGGAAGGAGAUGUCGGAGAAAAACGUCCCUACUGAUUCAGUUGUGUACAAUGUCCUUAUCCGUGGGUUAUGUUCGAGUGGUAACAUGGUAGAUGCUUAUGGGCUCGUCUGUGACAUGGUGAAGAGAGGAGUGAAUCCUGAUGUUUUCACUUACAACACUCUCAUAAGCGCCUUGUGCAAAGAGGGAAAGUUUGAUGAGGCAUGUGGUAUCCACGGUACCAUGCAACGAGCUGGUGUUGCUCCUGAUCAGAUCUCGUACAAAGUUAUCAUUCAAGGUCUAUGCAUGUACGGAGAUGUUACCAGAGCCAACGAGUUCCUUUCGAGCAUGCUAGAGAGUUGUCUGCUUCCGGAGGCUCUGCUAUGGAAUGUGGUGAUUGAUGGUUAUGGAAGAUGUGGGGAUACUAGCAGCGCUUUAUCCGUCCGAAAUCUCAUGCUUUCUUACGGCGUUAAACCGAAUAUUUACACUAACAACGCUUUGAUUCAUGGGUUUGUGAAAGGGGGAAGAUUCAUCGAUGCAUGCGAGUUUAAAGAUCAAAUGCGAUCUACCGAUGUCUAUCCAGAUACUACUACGUAUAAUCUGCUAAUAGGUGGUGCUUGUACGUUCGGUAACUUGAACUUGGCUUUUCAGCUGUAUGAUGAAAUGAUGAAAAGGAGGUGUCGUCCUGAUAUGAUUACUUACACCGAGCUGAUUAGAGGGCUGUGUUGGAAGGGUCGGAUGAAGGAGGCAGAAGAGCUUUUGAUGAGACUGCAGGCGUCUGGUAUGACGUUGGAUCAUGUUCCGUUUUGGAUACUUGUGAGGAAAUACACCAAGUUGAGGCGGCUAGACGAGGCGUAUCUAGCUUACAGAAAAUGGCUAAUGACAAAGAGCGGCGGAGGGGUUGCUUGUCCUAGCAGGCUAAAUCACGUGCGUACAGAACAUUAGCAGUAAUGUAGUGCUACUCAUGAAACAAGACACAGAGCAAGUUUAUCAUCAUUUGCCUCUCCGGUAGUUGUUCUGAUGUGGGCACUUGAGCUAUGUUCAGACCAUUAGAUUGUUGAAGAUAUCCAUCUUUUGACUCCUGAUGCAUAGAAAAUCCGAGACGAGGAAGGAACACUUGAGCUAUGUUGGGGAAGUGACAGAGAUUACAGAGUGCCUCACGUCUUUAUCAUUGCAAGGAAACCUCAUUUGGUAUUCCUCUUUUUACUAUUCUUAGGAAUCAAUUGAUUUAUGAUUUUGGCUCUAGGGGCACGCACACAGGGCUGUUACCCAAUAUACACUUUCUUGUAAGAAACUUGAAAAAGCCUUUUCAUUGAAAGAACAAGGUGAAUCACUUUCAAGCAUCUUGGUUUAUGGCAUCACAUUUUAAAACU